Messenger RNA from Paramecium primaurelia, 150 nucleotides. The record is from the annotation of a GenBank genome assembly. NCBI's taxonomy places the organism in Eukaryota, Ciliophora, Oligohymenophorea, Peniculida, Parameciidae.
AUGAUUAUAUGCUUACCAUGUGGAGAAAAAGAAUUAUUACAAAUGUCUGGAUCCUUUAUAUCUGAACACUUCUAUAGAUAUUCCAUGGACAAACAAUUAAUUCCAUUUUAAGCAGGAAAGUAGAUAUUGGCUGCAAUGCAUUCAGAUUGA